ACAAUAUUCCGUUGCGCGUGCGUGAAAGCGUCUCCUUUCGGUGUCGAACCGUUUCCCUUUCCGUUUGGAUCUGUAAAAGAACCAAAAUGGUGCAACGAUUAACCUAUCGACGACGUCUGUCGUAUAACACAAAAAGCAACAGAAGACGUGUUGUACGUACGCCAGGUGGCAAAUUAGUGUACCAAUACUUGAAAAAACCAAAAAAGAUUCCAAGAUGUGGACAAUGUAAGGACAAGCUUAGAGGUAUUCAACCUGCAAGACCAAUGGAACGUUCACGAAUGUGCAGACGUAAGAAAACUGUCAAACGUGUGUACGGUGGAGUUCUUUGUCACAAAUGUGUUAAAGAAAGGAUUGUUCGUGCAUUCUUGAUUGAAGAACAGAAGAUUGUGUAUAAAGUUAUGAAAGCACAACAGGCUUCAGCAAAAACGAAGAAAGCAGAGAAGUAAUCCUGUGCUUUUUAUUAAAUAAAUAAAAUAAACAAUAAAACCUAAAAAAAAUUAGCUAUUGCUAAUAUUAUUACGAUAUAUCUUCUUCAUUGUACCAUACUAACUGUUAUCUUCAAAACCUAUAACACAUUUAUAUGAUGAAAACUUUUUUAAUUAAAAGUUUUUAAAUAUAAAAAAAA
Messenger RNA from Pogonomyrmex barbatus (red harvester ant), 625 nucleotides. RefSeq names its product large ribosomal subunit protein eL34. Gene Ontology annotation, molecular function: structural constituent of ribosome. Gene Ontology annotation, biological process: translation. The record is from RefSeq and is a predicted model, not a curated record. Gene Ontology annotation, cellular component: ribosome. Lineage: Eukaryota; Metazoa; Arthropoda; Insecta; Hymenoptera; Formicidae.